GCGUGCUGUCUUGUGUAACAGCUCUUGUCAAAUUGUAAUGAUAAAGUCUGUUUUGAUAUUUUAGGGAAGAAUGGCUGAACCACCGGGCUUCUGUUAUAUACUGCAUGAGACAGAUUCAUCACCAUUCUGCAUAGAACAGUGUUCCAGUAAUAUCCUGCCAUGUAAAUCACCAGUCUAUAUACAACUGUCAGAGGUGUGGAAAUCAGAGGCUAUGCGACGGACUUCUUGUCUUGUCAAAGUGUUCUAUAUCCAUAUGAAGGAAUCCACAAAUAUGCUGUAUGUGACCGACUACAGCUUGAAGACGUUACAGUCUUACAGCAUCAUACAAGUAUCCAAUGCCUGUGAUUUCCCAGCUAAAUUAUCCUCAUUGACAGAAAGAGCUAUCCUAAUUUUACGUGAUGUUUUCUUAAGCCAAGGUGAACUUCAUGCAGAUGAGUACACUAGCAUAUCAUUACCAGGGGAUAUGUUACAAAUAGAUUCUUCAAUGAAUCGCGAGAUUAGUCGUUUACAGCAAGUAGCCAUUGAUGUUACAGACAUUCAUAAAGGUGUCACUGAAAAUGAUUUAUGCAUCAUUAAAGGUCAUAUAAGUGAGGUAGAUGAGGAUUCAGCGUACAGCUGGGAGGCCUGUGUGCAUUGUGGAAGUGAUCAGUUACAGGGAGAUUCUUCUCAGGGAAUUACAAAGUGCCUAACAUGUAAGAAAACCAUGGAAGAACCCUCCACAAAAAUGAAGAUGGAGGUAAUAGUCACAUGUGAGAAAUCUGACAUCCAGGCUAAAGUUGAUUUACUUCAAAUGACAAUAGAGAAUCUUCUUCCUGCAGAUGAGAUGGAUGAGGAAGGUUAUGAAUUGUCGAGUGUUCUCAGCAAGAAAAUAGGACCAUUAAAAUGUGUGGUUUUAUCGAGCAAUAGUGAUACUUUUAUACUUAAGGAAAUUGAUUUGUUAAAAUGAAUACUACAGGAGUUUCCAUAAAUAUUUUCCGUUAUGAAAAUUAUAUUUGAGCCGCACCACAAGCAAAACAACAUAGUGCCUUUGCGACCAGCAUGGAUCCAGUCCAGCCUGCGCCUCUGCGCAGUCUGGUCAGGAUCCAUGCUGUUUGCUUACAGUUUCUUUAAAAUGCAGUAGGCUUUGAAAGCAAACAGCAUGGGUCCUGACUAGACUGCGCAGAUGCACAGACUGGUUUGGAUCCGUGGUGGAUGCAGACGCAUUAUGUUAGUUUUCUUAUGGCAUGGCUCAAUUGUAUCCAGCCAGCAGGUUGAAAGACCCUUUUGCCAUUGAUAGUACAUGAUUAACCUCUUAAUAUUUGUAACAUAUAUUGUAUUGAUCUCAUACUGUUCUGUGUUGGGAUGUGCAGAAAAUAUGAAUCAGUGUCUGGUCUGUCCAUGCUACUUACUUUCUUUCACAUGUUUAAGAAAAAAUAGAAUGCGUACUUAUUAGGUUACUUUACUGAAAACUUUGGUAUUAAGAUACAGUGGUUUUUAUUGGAUUUUUCUAAACAAUCUGUGGCUUUCUGAAGGGGAAAAUAUAGCAAGAUAAAUCCCAAAAAUGGGAAAUCCGAAUCUUUUGGUUUCCAUGAUAUCAGACAGAGUUAACUUUACAAGAACUGAAAUUAAUGUCCUUAUGAAAUUGGCAUCUGACAGUGUGACAUAAUUAUCAGUUCAUAGUAGCUGUGAUAAUUGUAAAUUUGAAGCAACAUAAGGGUUAAUGGAGUUAAAAAUAAAUUAAAGCCAGGUAGUUGGAGUUUAAAAUUAUGAAAACUCCGGACUUGUUAUUAAUUAUUCAGUAUGCAUAUAACAGAAUAUUUUUAUAAAAUUCCAAGGGGAAAUUAUUACCAUCUAAAAGGGAAAAUAUAACACUUUUAGGGGAAAAUAUAGUCAUUUCUGAAGUAGGGGAAACAGCUUGUAUUUGCCUGUAAAAAUAGCAAAAUUUAUAUAACUGCAAAUAGCGUUUAGGGUAAACAUCUUUAGUAUUUGCUUUUCAUGACCCAGUUGUUAAAAACUUCAGAGGAAUAUUGUGUUUGAACUGUCUGUUAUUCCAUCUCUCCUACUGUAUGUAACUCCUACCAUUUCUAUUCAAUAUUCAGUAGAAUCUUGGAUUACAUCAUCAACAUGAAAUGGACCUGAGCAUAUUUUUGGGACUUUCAUGCCAAAGUACCCAUCUACCUUGUAUACUCAGCUCCUGGUUGCUGUCCAUUUCAAAUGAAACUUAAAAUACAUUAUCAAUAUGAAAUGGACAUGGUCAUAUGAUCUGGACUUUCUUUUUGGAGUAAGCCCUUUUUAGCUCACCUGUAACAUAGUGACAAGGUGAGCUUUUGUGAUCACCCUUCAUCUGUCCCUGCGUGCGUAAACAAUUUCUUGUAUGCACAAAAGUGGUUCAUUUAUGAUUUUAUUUUAACCAAACUUGCACACAACUUGUAUCACCAUAAGAUCUUGGUUCCUUUCUUGAACUGGCCAGAUCCCAUUAUGGGUUCCAGAGUUAUGGCCCCGGAAAGGGUCAGAAUUAGCUAUUUUGACCUUGUCUGCACAAUAGCAGCUUUAUUUAUGAUUUUAUUUUAACCAAGCAUGCACACAACUUGUAUCACCUUAAGAUCUUGCUUCCUUUCUUGAACUGGCCGGAUUCCAUUAUGGGUUCCAGAGUGAUGGCCCCUGAAAGGGCCAAAGCCCCAUGUGGUUCUGGGACGAUGUAAAGAAUUGGAACCAGUGCCUUACCCUUGCAUGAUCGUAAGAGGCGACUAAUAGGGUCUUAACACUUGGUUUUGCAGUAACUCCGUGAUUCCAACAUGUAUGCAAAGUUUGAUUCCAUGUUUUUAUUUCUAUGUAAAUGAGAUGUGGAACCAAAAUUUGUAGUCCUGUUUGGCCUUAUAUCAGCUAUUCUGUGUUGGUGCGCCGUAAAACACAAAUAAGUAAUUAAAUCUUUGAAAGAGCCAAAAUUAGCUAUUUUGACCUUGUCUACACAAUAGCAGCUUCAUUUAUGAUUUGAAUUUAAUCAGACUUGCACAAAACUUGUGUCACCAUAAGAACUCAGUUCUUUUCUUGAACUGGUCAGAUCCCAUAAUUGGAUCCAGAGUUAUGGCCUCUGAAAGGGCCAAAAUUAGCUAUUUUGACCUUGUCUGCACAAUAGCAGCUUCAUUAUGUCUCCCCGCCCCUCUGGGGGAGACAUAUUGUUUUUGCCCUGUCCGUCCGUCCGUCCGUACGUCACACUUCAUUUCCGAGCAAUAACUGGAGAACCAUUUGACCUAGAACCUUCAAACUUCAUAGGGUUGUAGGGCUGCUGGAGUAGAUUAUCCCUAGUGAUUUUGGGGUCACUGCGUUAAAGGUCAGGGUCACACGGGCCUGAACAUUGAAAACCAUUUCCGGUCAGUAACUUAAGAACCACUUGACCCAGAAUGUUUAAACUUAAUAGGAUGAUUGUUGACCCCUAUCGAUUUUGGGGUCACUCUGUUAAAGGUCAAGGUCACAGGGGCCUGAACAUGGAAAACCGUUUCCAAUCAAUCUUGAGAACCUCUCGACCCAGAAUGUUGAAACUUCAUAGGAUGAUUGUUCAUGCAGAGUAAAUGACCCCUAUUGUUUUUGGAGUCACUCCGUUAAAAGUCAAGAUCACAGGGACCUGAACAUUAAUGACCAAUUCCGAUCAACAACUUAAGAACCUCUUGAUCCAGAAUGUUGAAACUUUAUAGGAUGAUUGAACAUGCAGAGUAGAUGACCCCUAUCGAUUUAGGGGUCACUCUGUUAAAGGUCAAGGUCACAGGAGCCUGAACAUGGAAAACAAUUUCCAAUCAUUAACUUGAGAACCACUUGACUCAGAAUGUUGAAACUUCAUAGGAUGAUUGAACAUGUAGAGUAGAUGACCACUAUUGAUUUUGAGGUCACUUGAUCAAAGGUCAAGGACACAGAAGCCUGAACGGUGACUUGAGAACCACUAGGCCAAGAGUGUUGAAACUUAGCAGGAUGACUGGACAUGCCAAGUAGAUGAUCCCUAUUGCAGCCAACCAUCACUGUCUCUUUGACUUUCGCUCCUGAACCCUAUUGACUUCUUGCCUAUACGACUUUGCAUUGGGGGAGACAUGCGCUUUUUAGCUCACCUGUCACAUAGUGACAAGGUGAGCUUUUGAGAUCACCCUUCGUCCGUCGUCUGUCCGUGCGUCCGUCAGCAAUUUCUUGUCUGCGCGAUAGUAGUUUCAUUUAUGAUUUUUUUUAACCAAACUUGCAUACAACUUGUAUCACCAUAAGAUCUCGGUUCCUUUCUUGAACUGGCCAGAUCCCAUUAUGGGUUCCAGAGUUAUGGCCCCUGAAAGGCCAAAAUUAGCUAUUUUGACCUUGUCUGCACAAUAGCAGCUUUAUUUAUGAUUUGAUUUUAACCAAACUUGCACACAACUUGUAUUACCAUAAGAUCUUGGUUCCUUUUUUGAACUGGCCGGAUUCCAUUAUGGGUUCCAGAGUUAUAGCCCCUGAAAGGGCCAGAAUUAGCUAUUUUGACCUUGUCUGCACUAUAGCAACUUCAUUUAUGAUUUUAUUUUAACCAAACUUGCACACAACUUGUAUCACUAUAAGAUCUUGCUUCCUUUCUUGAACUGGCGAGAUUCCAUUAUGGGUUCCAGAGUGAUGGCCCCUGAUACGGCCAGAAUUAGCUAUUUUGACCUUUUCUGCACCAUAGCAGCUUCAUUUAUGAUUUGAAUUAAAUCAAACUUGCACAAAACUUGUGUAUUUAUAAGAUCUCGGUUUCUUUCUUGAACCGGCCAGAUCCCUUAAUGGGUUCCAGAGUUAUGGCCCCUGAACGGGCCAAAAUUAGCUAUUUUGACCUUGUCUGCACAAUAGCAGCUUCAUUUAUGAUUUGAUUUUAACCAAACUUGCACACAACUUGUAUCACCACAAGAUCUUGCUUCCUUUCGUGAACUGGUGAGAUUCCAUCAUGGGUUCCAGAGUUAUGGCCCCUUAAAGGUCCAGAAUUGGCUAUUUUGGCUUUUGCAGCCAUAUAGAGACUUAAUUUAUGGUUUUAAUUUGAUACAAACUUCCAAAGUAUCUUCAACAACAAUAAAUCUUGGAUUCCAUGACAAAUCAGAUCCAAUCAUAGGUUAUUAUCUGAUUACCUCCCCUGAUUGUAAUCAAAAUGGAUUUAUAUCAGUAAGUACUUAUAGGACUUAUUUGAAAUUUUAUUAUCGUUAUUAGUUGGACUGAGACAAUCAGGGUAGAUAACUAUGGACUGAUUUUAUGUCAAAUUACCUCCCUUUAUUUCAAAUUAAAAUGGGUAUAUCUCCAUUGCUAAUGAAGAUACUGAUCUGAAAUUUCAUUUAUGUCAACAGAUUUAUUUGGCAGAUCCUUCUUUUGUUCACUUACAAUAUUUUUAUUUUUUUAAUUACUUCCCUUUUACGUUACUAUAAAUAGCUUAUUUUUAGUAACUUUUUUAUUAUUGGCGGUAGGGAAAAACCGAGACCACUUUUCUGUGGUAAAACAUGGAUGGUACCUCCAAUUUUUAGGUGUAUUUUGACAUAUCUGUACCUUGUAAGAUUUUUUUUUUCUUUUUGGUUAAAUUUCUUCCCUUCGUUGUUCCUGUCCUUUCGACGUAGAUAUUUUUUCUGAGGACCUUCUUGUCCUCAAGUGCAAUGAUAACAGGUGAGCGAUAUAGGGCCAUCAUGGCCCUCUUGUUUACAAAAGCAAUUUCUAGUUUGACCUGUCUCUACCUGGUUAAGAGUUUUGUGUGGACAUACAUAGAUUUUUUGUUUGUUUGUUUUUACUAUAAAUAUACCAUUUUGAUAAUCAGCCAAAAAAUGCUAUACGAAAACAACUGACAUUGCUGUUACAGUAGUGUUUUAUAUAUAAUUUUAAUCCAAGUGUUUUGUUUAUUGUUUUUACAUUAUUGACAGAUAUCAGUUCAUUAUGUUAUACUGCAAUAGAGAAAAUUAGGUGCCUUCCAGUAGUGGACUUUGUAUUGCAUGGCAAUACUUCAUUCUCUUGUUCAAAAACUAUUACAGCUAGGUUCAUAUAACUUGGUAUGUGAAUAGAGGGCCAUAUGUUGGUCAAGUAAAAAUUGUUUCAGCUCCAUAACUCUCAUAUGCAUUGAUGAAUUACCUUAGAGGGACACAAAAAUUCCUGUUGAUGAGACAUUGUGUCAACACAUGAAUUAUGCUUGUCUGUUAAAGGUUAAGGUCACUUUUUAAGGUCAAGUAAAAAAAAAACUGCCCCAUAACUUUUUUAAUUGCAUUUAAGGAUUUUUUUUUACUACAGAAAUGUUUCCCAUGAUUAGCCUAUGUGUCGCGCACAUGACAAAUGGUUGUAGGUCAAAAGGCAAGGUCACUAUUGAAGGUCAAGUAAAAGUAUUUCCGCUCCAUAACUUUUAUGUGCAUUGAUGGGUUGUGUUUGUCUUUACUGCACACAAACGUUCUCCAUAAUGAGACAAUGUGUUGUAUACAUGAUUUAUGCUUGUAGUUCAAGGUCACUAUUAAAAUGUAAGUAAAAAUAGUUUCUGUUUCUUAGCUCCAAAAUGCGUUGGAGCAUUUU
This is a messenger RNA of Mercenaria mercenaria, 6489 nucleotides long. Its product is annotated as DNA repair-scaffolding protein-like. Gene Ontology annotation, biological process: regulation of establishment of protein localization to chromosome; double-strand break repair via homologous recombination. Lineage: Eukaryota; Metazoa; Mollusca; Bivalvia; Venerida; Veneridae. The record is from RefSeq and is a predicted model, not a curated record. Gene Ontology annotation, cellular component: nucleoplasm; nuclear chromosome. Bases 71 to 946 code for a protein of 291 amino acids. The transcript is spliced from 6 exons.